AUGCAAGUCCAGAAAGCUCGUAAAUUAAAACCUAAGCUUUUCAUCGAUUAUGUUCUGGUCAUCACGUACGCCGUGCGGUAUUGGUCCGCCGGCACUUACAAAGCACUGUUUUUGAGACACGAAGGGUAUUUGGGCGCAAUUGGCGCGUUUGCCAAGUCCUUGAACGAUUGGUCGUCUGGCGGGCCCAAAACUGUUUGGGCAGAGAAUUACGUAUCCACUUCCAUCACUCCUCUGGUCCCGCCCACCAGUACUGUCGAAUUUUUGAACGCCUCACACCGGCCCUCAGUUGUCUAUGCGGGGCCAACAGAGGUCGCGGAUCGUGUUCGGGAUUCCAUCGACAUCGCACCGAAAGACUCCAGCUUGGCUCGCCUGCCUUCUUUUUGUCAGGACACGCUUCGCCGUUUGUCUUCAUUGAAGCGCGUUCCCAUGGACACAAAUUAUCUGGAACUGGACCGAGUGUUGGGGUUCUCAUUGGAACCUCUGCCACUGUUAGAUUCGCCAACCGAUUAUGUACCGGAUACGUGGGACCUCACACAAGACAGUGAGGCGAGAGCGUACUGGUUGCAAUGUCUAGAAGAUGGGGUCGAAAGACAGCGGCUGAAAGCCGAAGAGAGCCAGUUGGCCACCAUGCCUGAUUCCACUGAGCGGUCGAAGCAGUUCGCCGAACGCUACAUCAGCUAUCUGCACGAACUGGGACAAAAUCCGAGCAGCUCUGGUGUGUUGAACGUUCGCAGCUUGCUUUCGGCUCAGCAACAUUUUCUGCGUGAAUUCGGUUUCGCCGAUCCGUACUGCAUGCAAAAGAAGUUGGAAAACCGAUCAGCUCUUCUCGCAUUCCCCGCAAGACUACAGUACCUAACUGGACUUUCUUGGGAGGACCGACAGCAGGCUCUGAUACUCGCCCUGUUGGCUGGCAAUCUGUUCGACUGGGGAGCAUCAGAGAUGGUGAAAUUCUUUACGGAGGCACCAACAGAUAAAUUUGGCAUUCCUUGUCCGGACUCGACUCUUAGUAAACUUCCGUCUCGCCCCUGGCUCAUGGAUAACUAUGAUGAGUGGAUUGAAGCGAUUCGACCCGGCAAGCGACCAUACCGUUGUGCUCUGAUCUUCUGCGACAACAGUGGUCCCGACGUCAUACUGGGUGUCCUUCCACUGGCUCUGGAAUUCAUCAGUGCGGGCACGAAAGUGAUCUUGGCUGCGAACUCAGGUCCCGCCAUAAACGACGUGACUUUGCCGGAGUUGGAGAUUCUGCUUCGUCUCAUCGCCUCGUACGAGUCGAGCGUGGCGGAGGCGUUGUCUAGCGGUCAGCUGCUGCUGGCUGAGAAUGGACAGUUCUCUCCGUGUCUGGACCUCCGUUUAACCGCAAGCACGUUGGUCCAGUUGAUCAAACGCGAGCAGGUGGACUUGAUCAUUAUUGAAGGAAUGGGUCGGGCAGUUCAUACCAAUCUGUACGCUCGAUUUCGGGUUGACUGCCUGAAGGCUGCGGUCAUCAAAAAUGCGUGGCUCGCUCGUCGUCUAGGUGGCGACUUGUAUAGCGUUGUGUUCAAGUUCGAGUCAGCCUCCGGCAUCACUGGGUCAAACCACCACCGGAAUGCGUGUGACCAAUCAAACGAUUCGAAGGUUGCCUAACCUAUUCCUCCCAAUCCACGCAAUCCCUUCCACAGCACUCCUAUUUCCAUUUUAAACUAUUCCUCGUGAUCAAGGAGGCGUGUGCCGUCGGAAUUACCCUCACGCUUUUACACCUUUUUUCUAUACUCACUUGUCCGGUGUGUUUUUUCCACGGAAGUGCAAUUGCUUCGAUGAGAACCCUACCCCACAAUUGUUACCUGCUAUUAUUUUGCUUACAUUUGAUUUUCUUUAUCUCAUAAACCAGUUUUUACUACGUGAUACCGAUGAUGAUCGUUGCGUAUUCUCGGGGUGUGUGAGCUGCACCUUCUCUGUGGGAUCUGCUAUUCAUCGAGCCACCAGAUCGAUUCUAUUACUUUACUUUACCGCGGCUAACUCCUGA
Dicrocoelium dendriticum is the source of this 2002-nucleotide messenger RNA. NCBI's taxonomy places the organism in Eukaryota, Metazoa, Platyhelminthes, Trematoda, Plagiorchiida, Dicrocoeliidae. The record is from the annotation of a GenBank genome assembly.